Acaulospora colombiana is the source of this 672-nucleotide messenger RNA. NCBI's taxonomy places the organism in Eukaryota, Fungi, Glomeromycota, Glomeromycetes, Diversisporales, Acaulosporaceae. The record is from the annotation of a GenBank genome assembly.
AUGAGCCGACAGCGACCGACAUUCGAAGCACUACCUUACUACGAUGAAGAUGCGUCCAAUAAUCCAGAAUUGCUCGCCAAAGUCAAGGCAGAACUCGCCAAAGAGCGAAAACGAUUAGGUCAACGAGUUUCUGCAGAUAAUGACCCACGAAUACCCCCUCAAUUUCCGCUGUUCUCGAAAAACCCACUGCUAGCCGCUGAGCUGGAACGUAUAGAGUCGCAUAAUCGUCUAUCUGCAAUCGACACGAAGCGCUUUCAACUGCCACCACCGGCUGGGGAUAACCCAUCAGUGGAAGAUUGGCAGGCAGCAUUGAAAAAUGCUCGUGCGCAGUUGGAACAUCAACGGCUACGGAGUGCCAAUGGUGCACUAAUGCAGCAAUAUGGCGCUAAUGCAUGGCGUGUAUACAACUACCGGAUGGAGGUUGUAGGAAAGAGCCUUGACAAGGCUAUCGAAGAGCUAAAUGAACGAGUGACAGAGGUUAACCGGGCACGAAAGAAUGAACAGAUUGCCAUCGGAAAACAACUUACAGCUCUCGAGAAAAAGUGGACAGAACUCAUUUCAAGCGUACUACAAAUAGAAAUUGCAAAUGCUGCCUUGGAAGCAGAGAUCGCUUCCCUGGGACAACGCGAUCUCUUCCAGUACUUUAUACGUGCGAAUGAGCGGUUGGUUUGA